UAUGCACAUUGCAGCUUCAUUAUAUUUUGUACAGAGCCAUAGAAGCAAAUAGGUUAAUCCAGUGCGGGAGUACUUACUGGUUUGAGGUUUGCUGUUGGUAAAUACACAAAUGUUAAUUUGAGUUAAAGGGAUAGUUCACCAAAUAAUUUUAAUUCACUCAUCUACUCACCACUAUUCUGAUGGAAGGAUGGUUGAAGUGUUUGAGUUCACAAAACACUUUCUGGGGUAAACAGCAUUGCAGCUAAAUCUAAUAGAAUUGAAGUAAAUAGUGUACGAUUAGUCAAACAUUUAAAAAAAACUGGAAAAUAUUUAAAUUUGACUUGAAACAGUGUCUUAUUAGACCUAAAGAUCCUCUGCUAUCCUCCUCAUAGCAGUUCUCACGAGAACACACACCAAAGGAGCAGAACUGAGGCGUUUUAGUUCUUUUCUACUUUUUUUUUCUUUACAUGUAAAGAAUUGAUUUCUAUUUACUUGAAUUGUAUUGGAUUUGGCCACCACGCUGUUUACAUCUGAAACUCAAACACUUUAUUUAUUUAAUUUAUUUUACACUCUUAUCUGUAACAACAUGCUCCUUGUAUGCACAUAAUGUAAACUGGGGUGUAUAGCAGUUAUUUUGACUCAGGGCUCCAUCCCUUAGCUGAGACCAGAGAAAUAACUAUGGGCCGCCAUUCUGAUUUCUCCAGCUUGUACUGUGAAAAUGGGUCUUUUAUUUUGGUAAAAACCGGAAGUACAUUGUACACAUGCGUAGUAGUUAUCACCAAAGCCAACUCGUUACUUCCUUUGAGCUCUUCCAGCCGCGCACCGGGCGUCAGGAGGAAACAUCUCAGACAAAAUGUUGACUAAAGUCAUCGGUCAGAAGUACGUGUCCAUCGCCAAGUCGUGGAUCCCCACUCUGGCUCUAUGGGGCGGCGUUGGAGGAGUCGCUCUUGUCCACUUCACAGACUGGAGGUUGUUUUUGGAUUAUGUUCCCAUCAUCAACGGCAAAUUCAAAAAGGAAGAGUAAUGGCAGCCAGGGGCAGACCUGCAUAUGGAGAUCACGGGCAGCGAUGGAUGGAAAUUCAACCCAAUUUCUGAUUUUAAUCCUGACUGGCCAUUGCAUGAAAUGACUACAUGCCUCCAUCUGACAGAAAUACUUUCCAGAAACUCUGAAGGACAUAUCACAUAUUGUGGCAUUGUGACAUAUUUAUUUAUGUCAGCGAGCAUAGUUGGGAUUGUAGGGCUGCAUGUUCCUUGUAUUCAUACUUGAUACAAUAAAAAGAGUACCUAUAACAUUUAUUUUAUAAAAAGAUGUGGGAAAUCUGCUGUUUUGUUUAUCUUUCUAAUGUCCAACAUCUAAUCUUUGAGUUUAUUUGAUUGAAAUAAAGGACAUGUCCUUC
Pleuronectes platessa (European plaice) is the source of this 1376-nucleotide messenger RNA. RefSeq names its product cytochrome b-c1 complex subunit 10 (gene uqcr11). The record is from RefSeq and is a predicted model, not a curated record. Gene Ontology annotation, cellular component: mitochondrial inner membrane. The transcript is spliced from 3 exons. Gene Ontology annotation, biological process: mitochondrial electron transport, ubiquinol to cytochrome c. Bases 833 to 1003 code for a protein of 56 amino acids. Lineage: Eukaryota; Metazoa; Chordata; Actinopteri; Pleuronectiformes; Pleuronectidae.